AAUGAACCAAUGACCGUUUAGGCUACUAAUAAUUCAUUUUUCAUUUAACCGUGAUAUAAGCAUUGAUUGGACAAAAUUGGCAGCCAUUUGUCAGAACAUUCGCAUUAAAAUCUGUACUUUUCAUCCUAGUUUUAUACUGUUUUUGGGCGCAUUAGUUAUUCCAUGAGCAAACGCAAAAUAGAGGUUGGUGAAUUCUCUCUUUCCAGUCCCGAAAAGCAGCAAUGCAUCGCAAAAGACGUUCGCGAAUCGGAGGAAGCUCUACGUCAGUUGUCAAUGUUAUUUCCCGAGGAAAAAUUUCUUGGUCGCGUUCCAAGAGUGGUAAUGAAACACAUGAUCUACAGCCGUAUACCAAAUCGGACAUUGGUCGACAAGGAAAUUGAUGAAUUAAACCAGACUGGAGUCAUCAGAUUGUUUAAACUAGGAAGUGAGGAGGAAUCUCUAGCAGUCCUGUUCAUGGAACAGUACAAAGAACUUAUUGAAAGGAGAUGUUCUGAUUCAGCCUUAGUCAAGAGGUUUGUCAUCAAGAUUCUUAAGAAAAUCAAGGAAAUCAGUGUAGAGAAAGCAGUACUUGUCAGUGCUGGUUUUACUGAAACUGAUAUUAAAACUCUUAUAAAUAAUUGCCUAUUGACUGUGAGAACAACUACCACAUACUGGUUUGCUUUUCCUGGAGCUGGAGAAUUCAUGAAAGCUUAUGCCAAAGGAAGACAAAAUGUUAUCCGCUUGAUCAGGAAGUCCAAGUAUAAGCAAAUUUUACAAAACGAACUAGAACAGCGUGAUAUGAGGAAGACUGUACAGCUUGGUGCACAGUAUCAUAUCCAUGACAUUAUUGGAGCUGACAUGGUCAUUUGUGUGAACACUACUUCUGGUAAUUUGUUACGACUUUCCAAUUGAAACUUUUUGAGAUAUCACUUGUUGCUUAAGUGAUGAGUGUGACAAACACACCGUGCAUGAUGUUCUCGACGCAAUUCUAGUUUCUAGCUUUCUACCAAGCAUUUUUUCUAUAAUUUUUUCAAAACAAUACUAAUACAGUAUGACCCGUCCUCACGAAUUUGAAUAAUUUUUUGUUGUUCACGAUAUCCAUGUCGAUUUAAUUUAAUGUUAUACCAUGGGAGAAAACGGGUAUGGGUGCGGUUUGACUCCUCAUACUUGCAUUUCUGCAACUAGAAUUUCAAAUGUAAAGAAUAGCAAUAAAUAAACAAUGGUGAUAAACAUUUCAAA
Messenger RNA from Daphnia magna, 1218 nucleotides. RefSeq names its product serine/threonine-protein kinase 19. Lineage: Eukaryota; Metazoa; Arthropoda; Branchiopoda; Diplostraca; Daphniidae. The transcript is spliced from 6 exons. The record is from RefSeq and is a predicted model, not a curated record. Gene Ontology annotation, molecular function: protein serine/threonine kinase activity. The coding region runs from base 163 to 891 and encodes 242 amino acids. Gene Ontology annotation, biological process: protein phosphorylation; positive regulation of Ras protein signal transduction.